Quercus robur (English oak) is the source of this 2324-nucleotide messenger RNA. Its product is annotated as binding partner of ACD11 1-like. Bases 418 to 1044 code for a protein of 208 amino acids. Lineage: Eukaryota; Viridiplantae; Streptophyta; Magnoliopsida; Fagales; Fagaceae. The record is from RefSeq and is a predicted model, not a curated record. The transcript is spliced from 7 exons.
GUGUCUUUCUGAUUCUUGACUGUUUAGUUUUAUGUCAUUUAGGAGCUUGAGAAAAGUGAUGCUCAGUCAGAGGAGUUAAGAAAGAAAAUGAGAGGCAAAGCAAGGGGUGAAGCUGCUACGAAGUCUACUAGACAAGCACCCAGGAACCCACGGAAGAACAAUAAUAAGAAGGCAAAUAAUGCAAAAUCUGUUGCAGAAGUUGUCUCAUCAUCUAUGUCUGCAAUGGAAAUUGAGAAAGCUCCUGAGGCAGCAAAACCCAAAGGUAGAGAAGUCUCUAGGAAAGCUCCUGCUAAGCCGAAAAAGCAAACUUUAGUCUUGAAUGAUGAUGAUGAUGACGACGACGACGACGAUGUGCUUGAGCUUAAAGAACGACUUGCUGCCUAUAAUGUCGACUCAUCUCCUGAUUAAUCAGCUGCCAUGGAGACUGAAGUGCCCAAAGUACCAGCCAAGAAGAAAGAACCUAGCAAAAGGGCUGCUGCUGCACAGAAGAAGAAGCCCUUGGCAACUGUUUCGGAGAUAUCUGAUGAUGAUGAUGAUGAUAAUGAUAUUAAUGAAAUUGAUGAUGAUGAUGAUGAAGAUAGUGAGAUAGAAGUUGUAGCUGCUCCAGAAGCCAGGAAAAAGGGCGGGAGAAAUCCGGCUGCAAAUGCUAAGGCAGUUAAGGCCCCUGCAGCGGCAAAGAAGAGAGGUGCAGCCAAUAAGCAGCAGCCUCAGACAUUGGGCCAGAAGCUGUUAACUGACAUGUUAAAGCCUGCUAAAAAUUCUGAGAUUUCACUAGAGAAGAAAGUGAGAAAGAUGAGGGCAUCUCCAUUCAACAAGAAAAGUGGUUCUGUGUUGGGAAGGGUUGGUAAGGUAAAUGAAGUGACUGAAAAUGAAGAAAAUUCGGGUUCUGCUUCUACUUCUGCCAGUACUGAAGAAACUAUUGAAGUUGCACCAGCAAGAGCAAGACCUCAAAGGGUGAACCGUGCACAGACAAGGGUGACUGAUGGUUUCUACAAUUACACACUCAGGUUCCGAUUUUUGAUGGCUCGGCAAGUGAAUGGGUGAAGGCCAUAGAACAAGUUGGGUUAAAGGUGGCCACAGAUCAGUGUGGGAACAGUUGUGAAAAAAUGGUUACCUUAUGUGAAUGAACCAAUGCAUGCGUGGAGGAAAGAUUCUUUUGUUGCUGCAUUUCCUUCACAAAAGGUUCACAUAACUUUUGGGAUUGACUUCCCACAGGUGCAUGCUAUUGGCUGUCAGUGGUUUUCUUCAGCACUGCUGGAUAAUUAUUUUUACUCCGAGCAGAUAGCUUCAUCAAGAACCUUUUGUGUUUAUGAGCAGGUUUGUUUAAAAUUGCCAAUAAUAGUCUUGUUCUCACUUCCUCGUUGCUGUCAUACUUUGAUAUUUUCCUUAGCUAUGUUCAAGGUGGUUGGAAGCAUUAUAAAGAGAAGUUUACUGUUAUGAAAAAAAGUCCAGAAUUUAAAUCUAGACAAGCAAGUGACAUAGGACAAGGGGGGAACAAAUUGUGGUAACUUCAAAUUUUUUAUUAUAUUGUUGAAUUUAUGCUUCUAAUACUCAAUUUUAUAUUGGAAAAGCCUUGCAGGUGGAGUAAAUGUGUAAUUUUGGGCUCAUAAAAGGGGGCUCACUGGACAAUGCCAUUGUUUGUAGUGCCAGCAAAGUUGCCUUUUUGUUUUAGAUACCAAGUGACUGCCGGCACGACCAUUGUGACUGAAAAAGUGAAGAAAAUGGAUGAGAAGUUUCAUGUUUCUGAGAAGACCAAGACUGCAAUUUCAGCUUCUGAGCAGACAGUCAGUAAUGCUGGAUCUACCAUUAUGAAGAAUCGGUAUAUUUUAACUGGGGCUACAUGGGUUAUUGGUGCAUUCAGUAAGGUUGCCAAGGCAGCAGGGGAAGCAGGGCAGAAGGCAAAGAAAAAGGUCUUAGCUGAGGAAGAUCAGGAGAAAAAAGUGGAAGGCUCUGCUAAGACCCAUGAAACUGAAUCCCCAAAAAAUGAGCCCUCCAAAACCACACCGGCACAAGGAUUGAUCCUCUGAAACUCCAAUACUAGCAUACAUAUUUGCAUAGAAAGUUUAGGCUUUGUCAUCAUAUUAAAGAAUACCAAUGCUUUGCUGCUAGUCUGGAAGUGGUACAUGUAUAAUGUGCUGUCAGAUGCUGGAUGCUUUAUUAUGUAUUUAACAAGGAAGUCAUUAUUUUCUGUUGUUUUAGUAUUGUUCUCUUGUGUGUGUGUGUCUUGUGAUUCAAUGUCCUUCGAGGGCCAUUCUAAAAUUGUGCAUCUAUGUAAUUAUUUAAUAGAAGUAUAACAAUUAAUGGAAGUUAAAUUUUGAUGUCGA